This is a messenger RNA of Chiloscyllium plagiosum (whitespotted bambooshark), 17533 nucleotides long. The record is from RefSeq and is a predicted model, not a curated record. Lineage: Eukaryota; Metazoa; Chordata; Chondrichthyes; Orectolobiformes; Hemiscylliidae.
GCGGAGGGGGGCGUUGCUAAGUGGCGGAGUUGUGUUGUGUUGUGAUGCUCACCGAGAAAGUUUCUCAGCGAAUUCCCUGCCCCGUUUCGUGUUGCUGAGCGAGGAGAGAAAAUUCCUGAGGAGAGCGAGUGGAAUCGGAGAUCUCAGGAGUCAUUGGGAUAACCGGGAGCGUGGCCGCCGGCAGGACAGAGUUCCAGAAGAUUCUGUGGGAGCCGCGGUUAGCGAGUGUUUGCACCAUAUGUAGUCAGAAGAGAAGAUCUGUUGGGCUGUAGACGCCCUUGAAAACUGUCACAGUGUUUGUACAAAAGUGUUUGCGGAUAUUUGCACAGAAACCCUUCUCAUGCAGGUUAAUGACGGGUCAAGGCGUCAGCAAGCGUGUCUCAAGACCUUCAUGAUGAAGAGAUCACCGACUUGGAAAUAUACCAUUGAUGAAUCAGGAUCCUGCAACUUCCUCCCUAAUGGCAUUGUGGGCUAUUUGUACCUAUUAGACUGCAGCAGUUCAAGGACGCAGCUCAAGAGCACUAUCUAAGGGAGAUGGAGAAGAUGACAGAGGAGCUGCACAUAUUGACCAAGGAACAGGAUGUCAAGACGGAGAUUCAGGCAGAAUGUGAGGAUUUUACCCGAGAUGAACACGACGACACAUCUGAAUCCCCCGUCGAAGAGAGCAAACACUAGAAGAGCAGCACUGAAUCCCAUUCUUGCAAUAUCCCACAGAGAGAAGGAAGAAGAAAAGGAAGAACAGUUAAUGGAAGAAAAGAAAAGGAAAAAAGAGGACAAGAAAAAGAAGGACGCCACUCAGAAGGUUACAGAACAAAAAACCAAAGUGCCCGAAGCGACGAAGCCAAGCCUAAGCCAGCCUCCAACUGCCACCCCAGUUGGCAGCGUUCCAACACCAGCCGCCAACGGUGGUAACAAUGCCAAAAGGGCGGUGGCCACCAACGGCCAGCCACAGAACGCCGCCCGCUAUCUGCCCCGUGAGGUGCCUCCUCGAUUUCGCCAGCACGAGCACAAAGUGUUACUAAAACGUGGUCAGCCCCCUCCACCUUCUUGUGGGCUUCUUGGAGGUGGGGCGGGGCCUCCUGGGUUGCCAGGAUCAAACCCUGGCGCUGCACAACCAUUGACGCAAUCCAACUGUCCACUGCAGCACGGCAGUACACCAGUGGACGCUAACCCUGGGGGUGCUGGUUCAAAUUAUGCAAAUUCUGCUUGGGGUUCUGGAUCGUCCAGCACUGACCUCAAUCACGGCUGGGAUAAGUUAAUCGUAGACGGGUCUGAUAUGGAGGCUUGGCCUUGCAUCACAGGCAGGGACUCUGAGUCAGCUUCGGAACACGUAGACAACGAAGGUGCCUCAAACUUUGGCUCCGAGAAGAGCCUGCCACCAGGAAGUGGCGCUGCCAGGAGCUGCAAAGGAGCUGCAAACCAGUUCGCUGCUGGGAGCGGAAAGAAUGAAUGUAAAUUGGGGGCCUGGAACAUGGGCCUCGUGCCUAAACCCAGUCAUGCAUCUUCCAUCUCUUCGGAGAGCAAAGACGGACUUAACAAUUGGAAAAACUUGAGCAACCCUGAUGGAGCUGGCCUUGGGUUGACUUUGAACCCAAAUAUCAACCCAUCAGCCUGGCCAGUGUUGGGUCAGGAGGGCAAUUCUGGAAAAGGGACUUUGGAGACUGAUGUUUCAAGCUCCAGUGCACAACUCAGUGCAGUAGGUCAAAGCCCUAGGGAUCAGGAUGGUACUUCUGCAAGCGCCUGGGCAAAUAAGUCAAAAACGGAAAAUGCGGGUGUUACAUGGAAUGCUUCUGUUGGAGAACAGCCUCAAGCUCUUAACACUGAUGGACCAAAUAAUGGCGACACUAACUCUUUGAAUGCAAACUCACAGAGCACCGGGAACCCUUUGCAAAAUAAGGGAGUGUCUGAUACAACAGGAAAUGGGACCUGGAACAUGCCCAUGGGAAUGGGUUUGGGAAACCCCUUGGUAUUGAAUCAGUCUGUGAGCACUGAAGCCUCAUCCGAAGGCAGUAUUAGAGGAACUAUGGAGGGACGGGGAACUGGGGGAUCUUGGAAUACAGUUUGGGGAUCUUCUGGAACUGAUUCAAUAUCUGGACAAAAUGGUACAGGAGCUGAUGGCAAUAGUGGACGCAACAGUGAUGAUACAGCAAAGGCUGGCUCUGGUUUGAAACAGUUACUGGUGAAUAGAUCAAGAACUGAAUCAUGGGAUAGUAAUAGUGGAUCUUGGGACUCUGAGGCGCAAGACCCCAACAAAGCAAAAAAUUGGGGCAAAGGGAACAGAACAGCAUCAGGUGGUGCUCAGGGCUUGUGGGGGCAACAGCCAGGGACUGAUAAUCGCUCAGAAGGGGAGUGGAGUGGCACUCCUAAUGAACAGAAUUGUGGCACAGGCGGUUGGGACAAUCAUAGGGUAAAUCCCCUCCCAGAAAACCAAGGAGAGAACUCCCAAAAUUCCAACUGGGUGAAGGCCUCUAGUUCCACUGGGAGUGAUUCUGGUAGUCGAAAUAACAACAAAAGGGGGGGCUCAGAAAACCACCCAGGAGGACGGCGCUUAAACAAGACUGAUCCCCUUGACCAGGAGGAGGUAAUACAGUCUGUGAUAAGUAGGUCUGAUCUGGAUCCUAGAGUGUUGUCAAAUACUGGGUGGGGCCAAACUCAAAUUAAACAGAACACAGUCUGGGAUGUGCAGGAGUCACCAAGGAAUGAGAGGCGUACUGACAGAGGAACAGAAGGGUGGGAGAGCACCACCACUCAGAGCACUAACUCAGGGGGCUGGGGUGAAGCAUCCAGUCAGAGCAGUCACUGCAACUCUGGGUGGGGAGAUGCUCCACAGUCUUCAAACAUGGAGUCUGAUAGUCCAAGUGGAUGGGUGGACCCAAAAAAUAGUCAAGGUUGGGGAGGUGGAACACCAGAAGAGAAAGCACCAUCAUGGAAUGAUGCGCCUAGGAUCAAGGAACCUGGUUGGGGUGCAAGACAGCAACCAACUCAAGGUUGGUCCCCCAACAAUGGUUGGGGUGACGGAAGUGGACAACCAGCUGAACAACCAAAAGCAGGUGGAUGGGACAGUUCAAACUCCAGGUGGGGCGAUAGUGGACGUGGUGAAGUAGGAUCUUGGGGUGGUGGUAACUCUAAUUCAAACCAGAGAAGUGGGUGGGAGGAUCCAACACGACACCAGGGAUGGGGUGAGCCAUCAAAAACAGCUGCCAGUAAUUGGAAUAAACAACAAGAUGUCUCUGGCUCUUGGGGCACAAACUCUGCAGGGAAUCGGCAAUCAGGACCUGGCUGGAGCUCAGCCUCUGUGCCACCUGCACCCAUCCCAGUUGUGCCAAAGGAAGAAGAACCUACUGGAUGGGAAGAACCUUCACCACAGUCCAUCUCCCGAAAAAUGGAGAUCGAUGAUGGCACCUCAGCCUGGGGUGAUCCCAACAGCUACAACUAUAAGAAUGUGAAUCUGUGGGACAAGAACUCCCAAAGUGAGAGCUCUGGAAGUGGACCGGCGCCACGGGAGCAGAAUGCAGCCAAUGUGGUUACAGGGCGAGGUUCCACAUCAAGUUCUGGUUCAAAAGCUAUGCAAGAUGGAUGGGGUGGUGGUGAUCGACCUACUGUGGCAAGUACCCGCCCCCCAAGCUGGGAAGAAGAAGAAGAUGGUUCAAUUGGCCUGUGGAAUAGUGCUGGAACUCAGGAGAGUAGUUCACCCUACAACUCAACUAACUGGACCUCGAGUGGAAAGAAAAUUCAUAAGGGCUCCAUGAAAGGUGGAAACAAUGACACAUGGAUAAACCCUCUCUCUACGCAAUUUUCCAAAAUGGGAUUACUGAGGGAGCCUUCAGAAGAUGGUGUUGGUAACAAAAUGGACUUAGCUGUUGUUGGUCUAUCUGACAAAAAGCUGGAAUCUGACAAACGUGGAAUGAACAUGGAUUACAAUGGAAUGAUGAGGAAGGAUCGAUCAGGAUUCCGGCCACCAAAUUCCAAAGACUCGCCCACUGCAGACAGUGGACCCUAUUUUGAGAAGCUGACUUUGCCUUUCUCCAAUCAAGAUGGGUGCCUGUCUGAUGAGGCACCUAACUCGCCCUUCUCCCCUCCUCCGAGCUGCAAGCUGUCUCCCUCGGGCACUGCUCUACCCACCGCCAGCCUCGGCUGCAUCGGCUCUGGUCUUAACAUGCAAAAUAUAAACGCUAGACACAAUGGCAAUCAUGGUUUAUUUGGCGGUAGCACAGCACAAUCUAGGGGUGUGCAUACACCUCAAGUGCAACCCAUGAAUUCAUCCCAGCCUAACCUUCGAGCUCAAGUGCCUCCACAAUUCCUACCCCCUCCUCAGGUUCCUGCCUCCAUGUUGAAGCAUACUGCUCCGAAUGGUGCCCUGAACCCAGCCCUAUUUAGCCUUGGUCCUCAAUUAUCCCCUCAACAAAUAGCUAUGCUCAGUCAACUUCCUCAACUCCCACAGCUCCAAUUGGCUUAUCAGCUCUUGAUUCAGCAACAACAGCAGCAAGUGCUGCAGAACCAACGAAAGCUCUCCGCUGCUGUCCGACAACAGCAAGAGCAGCAGCUUGCCCGUAUUGUAAGUGCUCUGCAGCAGCAGCAGCAGCAACAGCAACAACACCGACAUAACACCCCUGGGAUGAAACACUCACCGUCGCACCCUGGCAUACCCAAGCAGCACCUGGAUAACGUUGUGCCUAAUUCUCUUCCCUCUGGCCUUCCAGACUUCCAGACCAAAGGACAGCUUCAGCCGGGUUACCCAAUGGGUCUGGGUUCAAAUAUGAACGUAAACCAAUUAGACGUCAACAGUAUUGUAGGAAUGAAGGAACCUCAGUCCCAGCAAUCUCGGCUUAAGCAAUGGACAACUAUGGAGGGUCUUUCACCAGCCACUCCGCCACCCGAUCACAACCCCCUCAAAAACGGUGCUAUUUCGAGCAGCAUGGCACCACCAAAGUCUCGAGAUAGUUUGCCCUAUUAUGAAAUGAUAGCUGGUGACUCUUUGGCCAGUCAUUCGGGUCCUGCAAGUGAUAACUGGUCCACCCCGAAGCUCUCAAAUGGUUCCAGCAGCUCCAGUUGGCCUCCAGAAUUCCGUCCUGGGGAGCCAUGGAAGGGUUUUCAAAACAUUGACCCUGAAUCAGAUCCGUACGCGACGCCAGCGAGCAUGAUAAACAGCUCUGCAGCACCCCCAUCCCCGGACUCAGAACACCAACUUCUCAGGGACAGGAGCACAGGGUCCAGUUCCUCCCUGAACACCUCGCUGCCUUCACCCGGUGCCUGGUCCUAUAGUGCCUCAAACAGCUCCUACAGCACCGUACAGAGCACUUCAGCCAAGUUCAACGACUUCAAGUCAACGUGGUCUCCAGAUCCAAUCGGACAUCCCAGGAUGUGGAAGAAUCAGAUGUCAUCUAAAAACACUAACCCACCAACCCGGCCACCACCUGGAUUGACCAAUCAGAAGCCCCCGUCAUCUCUUUGGGGUAGUGGUGCACCCCGUUUCAGCAGAGGGUGGGGUGUGCAGGACUCGCGAUAUGCCCUGAGUUCAAACUGGGGUGAUGGCAGUUCGGGUGGAUCUGUUCGGGUCAGCUCCUGGCUUGUUCUUCAUAAUCUCACUCCACAGAUCGAUGGCUCCACCCUGCGAACAAUCUGCAUGCAGCAUGGCCCGCUGAUAACAUUCCACCUGAACCUGACACACGGCACUGCACUGGUCCGAUACAGCACCAAGCAAGAGGCUAUCAAGGCCCAGACUGCGCUGCACAUGUGUGUGUUGGGGAACACUACCAUCCUUGCUGAGUUUGUCAGUGAAGAGGAAGUCAACCGCUAUUUUGCACAAGGUCAGUUAUCAACACCAUCCCCAGGCUGGCAGACACUGGAGACAGGACAGAGCCAGAUGGAUCCAGUUGGGAGCAGCCUUCACUCGUUUGGCGGGCGGUCUGGCCUGGGACAGUGGAACAGUGCCGGAGGAGUGGGCAGGGGUAGCGGGAACCUGGCAGGAGCCUCACUUUGGGCAACCCCAAGCUACACGGCAAGCUUGUGGGGAGCCCCGAAUUCCGAUGAUUCGCACCGAAUGGGCAGUCCGGCCCCCCUACUACCUGGUGACCUCCUGGGCGGAGGGGCUGAUUCAAUUUGAACUUUUAAGCUUUCAACCUUUGACCUGUGACCUCGUGAACUUUUUUGAACAGCAGCACUAAUGUGUUUUUUUUCAAACUGCAAUAAGUUUCAAAACAAGUUUAAAAAAAAAAAGGAGAAAAAAAAGAAAAAAGUGAAACAAAUUAAGGGGGUCAUCCACAGUCUCUUUUGUGCACAUAGACACCUCCCUCCUAAUUUUCGGCUACUUUUUUUUAAUCAAAAAAAAACAAAAAACAAAAAAAACAAAAAAACAUAUCACACUUCAAAAUACUUGAAUCAUGAACGCCAACAUUAAAAAUGUGAAGUACACUUUACCAUCAAAAAUAAAUAAGUUUUUUUUAAAAACAGUAGUAUAGUUUUUCCUUACAUGAUUUUCCCCCCCCCUCCCCCCCACCUCUGUAUUGAGAAGUUGUUGCAACAGGACAUUUACUGAAUACACACACAGGCUUUUUAAAACUUUUUUUUGCACUGGGCACGUUUCCGUCCUCUAACAUGCAAUAGCGGAGACGCGACAGAACCUCACGUAUUAAAGCUAGUGAUUGACCAGGACAGAUACUGAACCUAGUGGUUGCUUAUGUACAUGUUAUAGGACAUUAUUAUGCACCAGUACCAGCCAUGUACCCUUAACACACCAUAUGCACCUGCCUUUCAGUAGGCAUUGUAUGUAUUAAUAUCACGCAUGCAUCAUGUGGCGGAAGAGGAACCUUAGCACAAAAUUCUCCAACUGCUUCCUAAUAAAUAAAGGCACAAUCAGGGUUAAUACCAAAUCUCACAGACCGGAGUGUGUUUCAGGUUUGAUUUCUGAUCUGUGCUGAUUUAGUUUAUCUAGGCCAUAAAAGGCAGCAAUGGUGUAAGGGUUGCUAUUGAUCUUAAUGUCCCUGUCCCACCUCGCUCCCCCCUCAAAAGCUUGGCAGGAGGGAUGGUAGAAAAAAUUGUCCAAGGUUCCCAUUUGUGAUCCCUAUCCAAUAACCCUUGUCAGAGGGUUUGUACAUAUUAGCUGUUGGGUGGAGACAGGGUUGGGCUCAGUUGAAAUGCCCUAUGGUUGAAUAUCCUACCAACACUGAAUGUCUAGGGUCCUGGAUAAAUAAUAGCUUUUUGGGAGAGAGAAGGUGGCUGCUGAAGCAAUGACUCAGCAGAACUGAAUACCUUCAGUAAGGGGGGGGGGGGGGGGGGUGGGGAGAAGAAGAGAAAGCUUUUCAGCAUUAAGUCCAUCUUCCAAAAGAUGAGUGGAGAGCUGUAUUUACAUCAGAGCUGCUUCUCUUUCAUGAAAGGCUUCGGGCUGAAUUAGUAUUAUUACUCCAUAGAAAUUUGCUGUCUUUACUACAAGGCGAUACUGUUCCACUUCUCUCCUCCAUUGCCUCCUUCAUCCAACCAAAAGUUGUCUUAACUAAUAUCAGUUGAUAAUUAAGAUGCUCCUAGCCCUUCACUACUAUGCUACUUAUUUUGUGCUAUAUUUAAGGUCUGCUUAUUAUAUUUUUCAAUAGUAAAUUUUUACACAUCCAUUUAUAUCACAGCACAUGCCUAAAACAUGCAGUGAUGAUGUUGCCGCAUUUGACGGUGUCAUCUUAUCACUAUCGCUGCAGCUAACUGAUCUUGUGCUGUCAAUAGUUGAUCACGCGCUAUUAUUUAGCAACGCAAUAGUAUUUUUUUCCUUAAGUGGGCAAUGUGCUGCCCUCAAACUGCUACACUCAAAUGACAUAAGCACUUAAAAAUAAAGUAGGUUAGAAAAAUUAGUGUAGAAGUUUUCAAGUUAAAUUUACGUGUUGCACUCAGUUCCAAAGUGUUGGGGGGACUUACAUUGUGUACUGUAACAAGCUUUAUCAUUUUGUAAACUGGGGGUUCAUGGUGGGUCAGUCAUUUCCCCCACCUUCACCCCCUUGAGGUAUUCAAAACACUUAGCUAAUCCAAUGAAGGUGUUGCCGUAAUGUAAUAAAAAUAACUCCUAUGGAUAUAGUCCUCCCUCCUUUUGUAUAUGUUUUUGUGUUUUUUAAUUUUAGGAGAUGUAGCUAUCCAAUCAGCUUGGCUGGCUUGAGCCUUCCUAUGUUCACCCAUACUGCCUGUAAAUUGACACUUUCACAAAAAGGCUGGUAGCUUCCCACCAACUCUCAUUGUCGUAAGUUUGCAAUACUGGUUUACAGCCAGCUGUUUACAUCCCACAGUCUCUGGCAUCUCCACUCUUUAAAAAGAGCUUCUCUGUAACUGCACAGGGAUUUUGGAGUCAAAGGAAGCUCUGGGAAUGAGCUUGCUUUGCAGCUUAUAAUGAUCCUUGCUGGAUGUAACUCAUUCCUUUCAGUGAAACCAUCAUUUUGUUUCUUUGAUUAAAAUCCAUCUGUAAUAGUGAGCCAGUUUGUGGCCAUUCUGUAUACUUGCUGAUCUGAAGUAUGCAAACACUUUUUUUUCUGUAAAUCUUGGAUAAGGUUAUAUCAGAAUUUGUAGGAAUAGCUUUAACAUACUGUUUACACCAUAUGUAAGAACAUGUCUGCAUUUCUGUGCGGAGCCAUGUUACACAUGGCACGAAGGGGCCAUAUCCAAGGCUCUUCACAGAUCUGGUGUGACUGACAUCGAACAAAAGGUCCAAUUUAAAAUAUAAAGCAAAGAUGUUGAAAGUGUAUUUCUUUAAAAUGUUAAGUCAGGUGCAUAUUAUGAAAGGGUAUGUGCGUCUGUCUCCUGUGAAUUCCUCCAUUAAUAACUUUAUCACUGACCUAGCCUACUGGUGACCUUGUUGCUUGUGUGAGGCUACACUGAAAUUAAUCACUUGAUCAGUUGAAUUGUGUACACAAAGACACUGGGGACUGACACACACCCUUUAUACCUGCACACGUUUACACACUUGCUGAGUCAGACAAUGCGCACCUCAAUGGGCAGCAGAAUGUUCACAGUUCUGCUGCUGCACCGGCUGGUACUGGGUCCCAUUUAAUAGUAGAUAAUUACAGAACACAAAGAGGAGGGACAGUACCUUUGUUCACUGGUCGAUCACUAUAUGAAAGAUUAUAAACGUUUACUUACAAAUGUUAUUCAGUUUAAAAAGUGUGUUUUCCUUCUUUCCCCUUGUUUAAACCCACUUGGGUGAAAACUAGUAAGAAAAUCAUUUACUUGUUUAGGAAACUAUAUGAAAAAAGUUUUUAAUGCUGUUCUAAGUAUUGCACCUUUUUCUGUUUAAUUUUUUAAGAAUUGUCCUCAUUGUUUUGCUGUAGGUGUUGAAUUUUUCUUAAAGCAAUGUAGUAUGGCAGUGGGAUGGAGGAGAGGGUGAACAUGGAAAAUAAGCAAUGACUUGCGUUGGGAGGAAGGAGUGGGAGAUUUGACAUCUUUCAUCGUUAGUCUUUAACUGCUGAAGAGAUUGGAUUUGGAACCACAUCAGUGUCACAUCUAUUAAGUGACCAGAAGUGGCUGCAAUUAGAAAUUGCUGCUUUAAUUGUGUUUUGGAUUGUAUUCAAUUAGCCAACCAGUUCGCAUUUCCCCUGUUCACCCAGACUUGUGGUCACUUUGCAUUUGCCAUGCCCCACCCCAAUCAUAUACACACUACCCACUUCCCUCGUCUUGUUGACGUGUGUAUAUGCACACCAACCCAUACACUUGUUCACUCCUGUGUGCUUAGUCUUCUUCCAGCACUUUGUGGAGUUAAAUCUUGAACAUUAGGGAGAUGCCCAAAUGUGUUUGGCCUUGUCCCGUUUACAUAACCUUUAGGGCUGUGUCGAGAAUUAUUGAGUCCAAUACUUUAGAGUUUUGCAUUUUUAAAAUGAGAUGACCAGUUUCAGAUUGAACAGACUGGUAACAAUUGAAUUUGGUGGAACAGGGAUAUACUCUAGUGUUGAGUGCUGUAUCUGACCCAGCUGCCCAGACCCUGUCCAAUAGAGGAGACAGUGGAUGUGGUAAUAAUAGUCACCCAAAGCUGCAAAUUUGUUUUUGCUCUGUUUAUUGACUGAGGCAGUGCUUGUAUUGACUAAUCUAAAAUGAGAUGGAUUAGGAAGGAAAUUUACUCAUUAUUCAUCGCACUUUGUUCCCAUUUUGUUUUGGAGAAGUAAGUUUGUGGAAGCUAAGCAAUUCAAGUGAACUGUACUGAUUUUCAAAAAAAAUCUUGUUUCCAAAUAUUGUUGGCACAGUCCUAUAAAUUCUCUUUCCAAGGCAUAGAAAAGUCAGAAAUCAAAAGAAAAGUUGAACCGUUCUUCCAUCAAACAGGAUUAAAAAGACCAAAAAUAUGUGUUUUGUAUUUUUAGAUGGAGUAACUCUGGGAGCAUUUGACAGUGUUUUGUUUCUAAUUUAAUUAGCAUUUUUAUUUUGUUCUGCUUCUAUAAUUUUUUCCUCCUAAAAUUUAAAGUUCUCAGGAAUUUUUAGGGGAAAAGCCAGUUCCCAAAAUGUUGUUUUUUUUAAAUAAAGAGGGAAUUAAAAAGCUAAUGUCUGACUCUGAGAUUUAGAUUUUUCAGUCUUUGUUACACCGGUUCCAAUUCUGUCUAAUAACUAGAAAUCUACUUAAAUGGUAAUACCUCAUUGCAGUCCUGUUAGAAUAUUUGGAUUACAAGCAAUAUGCUUCCACAAAAGUUAAUGUGUAUUCUGCCUGAUCCAGCAAGAGCAAUUCUUGUUGUGAUGGUGGGAUGUGGCAGAACUGAGGUGUUGUUGACCUAAUACAAUACAUCAUGUCCUACCAAUUCUUUCUCAACAUGCCAAGGAUCAUUUACUAACUUGACAAUUUUGUUAAAAUAUUGGACUCUGGGUGUAAAUGUCCACUCAAGGCUGUGUACAACUGAUUUUUUUGUCUGAAUCUUCAGGCAAGCUGGUCCUGAAAUCUAAUCUGGGUUUGGGACCAGUCCGCAGGGCAUUCAGUGUUCUGUGUAUACAUACAUUGGUCCAUUUCCAGCUUCUGAGCAAAAUGUCUAAGUAGUUUUAUUUUCAGGCAGAAUAUUAAUGAAAGUAAGCAGGACAAUUCUGAAGUAAGCACAAUGUUUUUAUCUACCCCAUUCCCCUCACCAGUUUGAGCCGUUCCAUCUUGACAGGGCCAUUUCCUGUGAUAUUCACAGGACCUGGUCGAAAGAACUGCAAGUAGUUUCUCAAGCUGUUCAGUCACUUUUUUUCCCAUGCCUGCAGUGUUUCAGAAAGAGGGGACUUCAGAGAGUUGCAUGGGAGGAUCACUAGUUUCUACUAAGUUGUGGACCUCGUGCUGUGUUGUGCUGUUGCUGCUGCUUUAUCUACUGCCACUGGUUAAUGUUGAAUCAUGCCAAUUAAAAUGGGGGGCCUUUUAACAGCAGAGUUCUGGGACUUUGCACUAAUGCCUGUAAUACUCCCUAAUAUUUCACUUUGAUCCAAAACCCUUGUUUGGCAGAAGCAGAAGCCUACCUAGAGUCCCCCUUCACUGUGGGAAUUUAAAUAAAAUAUAAAGUUGCAUUAUGUAGUAAUUUUAUACCACUUUGCAGAAUAACAUUUGUUCAGGAUUUCCCCUUCAUGAACGAUGCCUGGGAAGUAACUCAAUGACUUGAAUCUUCCAUUACAAAGAUUUUAUUUAAUUAAAGUAAAAUUAGUUCUUAUGAAAUUUUAAGUACCAUAAAAUAGUUGGUAUUAUGGACAACUGGUAUGUGGAAGUAUGGUGCGAAUUGAGGGGUGUUCCUGAUUGGGCGCAAGUCUCUAGUGGAAGAUAAGUCAUUGUGCAGUAAAGCCACCUUGAAUUAAUGUAACAUUUAACCAUUGGUUGUGCUUGUAGGGUACUGGAGUAUGACGGUGUGAAUUGAGGCACCCUCCCCUGGGCACAUUUUACCAACUGUAAUAGGUUUGAAUUCUGCUGAUAACCCCAAAGUGAUCUUGCAGGCACGUUUUACAGUACCAGUCCCAGGAGAAAUAAGAUUUACAGCUGUACAAAGCAUCUUGAGGACUGGGGAUAGGGAGACAAACUGCCUGAAUACAUGUAUGCCAGUAGUUUGUGUGCAGUCUGUUGGAACCAGGCAGAGGUCAGUUUUGUUUGGCUGUUACUAAAGAUAAAUUAAGAAAAGACUGGAAGUACACUUUUAGGAAAGAAGGUAUGACAAAAAUCAGGUGAUCCAUUUGCAAUUUAAAGAAAAGGAAAGGUUAAUAUUUCAGUAUGGAAACUAAAAAUGCAUUCUUGUUUUUUUCAGAUGUGAACUAAAUCAGCUAUACAUUUCAAGGCUGCUUUUUUAUUAUAUUUAUUCUUUGUAGCGAUCCUGUAAAUUCUUUUGUAUUCUGGUAGGUUUUUCUGCAAUUUAGCCCUAUUCGGAGUUCUGAUCCCAGAUUGAUGGCAAUCUCACUAUUACAUAAGUAACAUUACUUUGAUCUAUGCAGAUCACUGCACCAUGACCCCAGAACACUGGUUACUGACAGGUGCAUUAGGAAUGGGGCAUGAAGGAUGCUUUUUCAAAUCUGAUAUCUGUAAUGUCAGCUCCUGAAGCAAUGCCCAUGUUUAUUAGGAGACGUGGGAUAUCUGGCUGUUAGGAAAUGAGUGACAAUGAGCUUCCUGCCUUUCUCAGAUCUUUGAAUGUGGAGGAACCUUCAGGACACAAGGGCCCUGGGAGAAAUUCAGGGGUGGAAAGAUCCAGUGUGGUGUCUGCAUAGUUGAUAAAAAGGUAUUUUGAAGUCCAUCAGAAAUUUGGCUUGUAUCAUAACAAUUCGUUUUUUCAGCGUGCAGUACCAUUAUUUACAUUGUAGCUAUCAUGCUAUAUUUUAAAGUUACUGUCUACUUGGAAAAUGUUAUUUUCUGCAAUUGAUGUGGCUUUGCUUUAUACUUCUCAUCAAAUUUUAUUUUUUAUGUUUGAAUGCUAAUCUCUUGAUCUUCCCAUGAUCCACUUUUUGCCCUCUGGUGACCCUACUGUCCUAGUCCCUUUGUGACACUGGUGCUCUACUUUUCUCACUGGAGCUUUGUAUCUGACUGUAAUUGCAACAACCGAAGGCCAAAAUUACACACACACUUGGUUGCUGAGCACUUUUUGGGCAGAUCUUUUGCUGCAAGCUUUCCAUUUCCCUGAAACUAAAUAAUGAAAAAAAGCUAAUUCCAUGUUACUGAUUAAACGUCCAAGCUUUUCAAAUGAUCCCAAUGCAUAUUACUGACUGACUUUAAAGGGUCAUUGGACCCUCAUUCACCUUGCAUUCAAUUUCCCUUGGAGAUCCAUAGACUUUGAAUUGGACCAAUUUAAAAUGUAGGCGUGCCUUCAAACGGCACUCAGCACCUCAGUUCCUUGUUUUUGUCUUAUCAAUCAGGUAGGCUAUAUUCCCUGAACUGCAUUUUGAUAAAGUACAGUUUUAGCAUUUACAUUUUUUAAUGUCGUAUUUAUUGAUUUUAAAUGGUGUAGGGCCACAGCACGAGCAUUCACGAACCAGUGUUGUAUUUAUUUCCCAUUUGAAGAGGGUAGUUUUAUGCCUUGAUAUUAAAAACAGUACUGUUAGUGGAGGGGUGAGAUCCCUAAAUGAAGUUGAAGUCUCAUUCCAAUCUCUAAAACAGAGUGCUCCAAAUGUACUCUGGAAGUUGAUUAGUCAUGAUUCGUUGUUCCUGGUUGCAUAGGCUGUUGGGGUGGCAUUGAUUGGAAUGUGGAAGUAACUGGCAAGGAGAAUGUUGCCCAGAGAGCCAAUGUUAGGAACUGCAUGGUUACCAUCCUGGUUAGGCACCAGAGCUGUGCUAAGCCUUCAAGGUGAAUGCAAUGUGCUGCUGAGAGUUUGAUUGCACAAUUGUAAGUAUUUCAGUUAAUGUGUGUGCACUUUUGUAAUUGGUUGUAGUGUCAAUCAUAACUGUAGCUUUUAAAUUGGUUCCUUUUUAAUAUGUGUUGGGGUGGGAGAAAGAGAGAGAACUCAAGACCUAACUAAGUUAGAGUAUUUGGAGUUAUGUUGGGAUCAGAUACCACAUCUUUCUAAUGGGAACAGUGCCAUUGUACAGCCUGAUUCCUUGGUUUAUUUCUGACUUUGACCAUUUGGAUUUUCAAAGAAUAUCGCACUUUGGUAAUUUGUGAUGAGAAUCUCUGCCUUUUGAACAAGUGUAUGUCUUACUAAACUGAAUCAGUAGUUGUGACUGAGAAUUGUUGAUUGGUUGCUAACUUCUGCUAAAGACAAUAUCAAAUGAUCCAGGUCAUUGCUGUGUUCUGUCAGGAUUUUCCUUCUAUCAGCAGUGCGAAGUAUAUUCAUUGUUUGUUUACUAUUUGGUAAACCGAACACAAAAAUGAGAAUUUUGAUAACAUUGUUGGGAGUUUUGUGGAAAGCUGUAAAGUAACAAAAAAAAACAUUCUGCCAUCUGUCUUGACUGUCCUUCAGCUCCCCCUUCACAAUAACAUUAUUUUAAAUGUAUCAGCAUCUGAGGGUGUAAUAGCUAUGCCUCUACUGAAUCAUUCUCCCUUUUUCAGAGUCAACAAUUGGCUUUGCUUUGGAAAUUUCCUUUAAAGCAGUAUCGUUUUCUAAAAACAAAACUUUGAAUUUCAUUGAUCUAAAAGUGUAUUAUAUUGCACAAUAUCUUUAGUGUAUAUUAAGGAAGAGUUUUUUUUUGUGUUAAGUAUUAAGAAUUUUGUUAGAGCAGAGAGGUGACUCAAACUUGUAAAAAAAAAAAAAUCCGUUUUAAUUGCAUGUGAUGUGUAUCUUGCUCCUUGCAAUUCCACUUUUUCCCCUUAGUGGCAGUUUAAACUCAGAAUUGUAGGAUGGUGCGUGCUGUACUUUUGAGUAGGUAUUUGUCUUUCUCUUUCUCUCUCUCUCUCUCUCUCUGAGUUGAAUCAUGCCCGAGAGAAGGAAUGUCAUAAAAUUGUUUUUUUGUAAAGUUUUUGUCCUAUGUAUCUUCUAAGUUCACCAGCUCAGCACCAAAUAUAGAAAGUGAAAUUCGUGUGUGUGUGUGUGUGUGUAUGCGUGCCCACGCAUGCUGUUUCAGUGCUGUUAUUAACCCAUGUUAAUUUAGGGUUUUAACUUUGGUUGUGUGUGUAUUAUUUUGACAAUGUGCUGACAAUAGUGUGCGAGGGCCUUCAGCCUCUGCGCUCUCCCCAGGAUGUAGCAGUCUGUUCCCAUACUUUGUGUUCCCUCUUCCCUCUGCUUCACUGCAUCAUAAUACUUUUUUUGUUUACAUGAUAUUUGGAUUUAUUUAAGACCGGUUGAUCUGAUGAAGUCACCCUUGCCUCAUCCUCCCCUGCCCCAGUCUUCUCUUGACCCAUCCGCCCCAGUCUUGCCUCUCUGACACAUUUAACUUUGUGUACAAAAUGGGCUGCAUUUUGCCUGGACCCAUUGUGGGGUUCUGUGUUGUACAUAGAGGCAUUAAAAAACCAUUGUGGAUUGGGGUGGGGGGCAUGAGGGAGGAGAUUGAAUUACACUGUUUACACUUGCCUGAUUCAAUUGCUGUGACUCAGUGAUUUUUAAAAAAAAUUAUGUUGCUGCACCAUGAUGACAUUUAACAAUAACACUUCUUUGCUGGAGUUUACAGGGUGUAUGUUAACAUGGAACAUUUAUUGCCUCGUAAACUGGGGUAAGAAAUUAUCAAUAAAACUGGACUAUAUGGCAGGGAGUUAAAUAUGCUCCCUCCCCUCAAAGUUGCAGAAUGGUCUUGCCUGGGAUUUCAACCUUAGUUGGGUAUUGGUGCAGCAGUCAGUUAUACGCAGUGCAGUAAGGAGGCAGCAUAUCGGAACUGCUCAGGAGAAGUUGAAAUUUUUUUUCAGUUGCAGUCAGUUCAGAUAAGUGAUCUGUAUAUAAACCUUUUACAAUGUUAUCACUCAUCUAGGGUAGAAUUUGGCAACCGAGAAGGAAAAGAUUGUUUAAAAAACUUACUCUGAAAGUACUGUGAAUUAUAUAUAUUAAAAAAAAACUUAAAUUCUGUGGUUCCAAGGAUUUCUCGAAUUCUGUUUUUAUAAAUGAAUCCUAAUGUUAUAUAAUAAGCAAUUUAGAACAUUUGCAAAGGAAUUUGCUGAUAUGUCUUACAUUAAGCAUGUGCGUAUUUUGAUAGGUUUUGAAGAAAAAAAAUAUAUGGAAUUCGGUGUUCGGGAUAAUUGGUCUGUUUGUUAUUUGGAUAUCUGACUUCCUACCGUGCCUGCCCCGGUACCAGUUCAGUAUUGGUGCUAUCAGAUUGUUGCUUCUUGUAUUGUUAAAUUUCGGCAUGGCAAACCUGUAGCACACGCGGUGGGAAGCCUGGCUCCCCAGGCAUGGUGGCAGUGACUUUGAAAUUGCCUAUGGCCUCAACUGACCUGUCAGUGCUGGGUGAGAAGUUCUCAAUUCAUUUUGAGCCAGUCCACGCAUUGGGUUGCCAUGGGUAACCCGCUAAUCCAUCUUUUCGGGGGGGGGGGGGGAGGGUUUGGUGCUGGGAUUCAGUAGGACACAAGUAUGAACUUGAUGCCAUUUGCUGUUCUGUGAACACACCUGCCCUGCUUGGCACAGUGGUUGACAGGGCUUCGUGCAAAAUUAUCUUGUCAUCCAAACUCCUUCUGGGUUGAAGGUAGGUUUUGUGACGGUGAGUAGUUUCGCAGGGAAGUGGGUGUGAAAGAUUUCAGAAGGAAAGAUUUUUUUUUAUAUAUAUAUAUAUAUGUGUGAUUUAUAUAUGUAUGUAUAAAAUGCACUGUUGUCACUAGGAUUACUUAGCGUAUUGGUGCCAAUACACUAUAGGAAAAAUAAAUCUUUCUUAAGCCAAUACACUUUAUAAUGCUCCUAAUUCAUCAUUUAAAAUUGCUCCCAUCACUAUCAGCAUUGAUCAGGAAUAGUAAAUACUAAAUGUCACCCCAGUAUUAUACAAAUCUGGAUGUAUGAACACUCAGCAUUCUACAUUUGGAAAGGCAGGAUCUAGAUUUGUAUAGCUAGAUGUUGCUUUCACAGUUCGAGGCCAAGGUUUACCACAAUCCCAGUGACAACGCAAUAAUCUAUAAACAAAUUAUGAGAGAGAGAGAGAGAGAGAGAGAGACGAGACUAGCAUGUAUCAAAGAAAAUGAAUGUAUUUCAUCAUUUAAAACAAAAAAUGACCUGCAAAAAUUUGUUUAAAAGGAUACUGACUUUUUAACCACAGCUGGAGGGGUGGGAGGGAGGAAGGAGAGAGAACAUCCCAUUAGUGGGAGCCAUUGCCUUUUAAUUAGAAAAAAGAAAAUCUGAGAACUAUGCAUUCUGUAACCAGGAUAGGUACUUAAUAAGAGAGAAAAAACAAAAUCACUGGUUCAUUAACAAAUUGUGUUGCUCUAUGUAGUUUGUACAAAUAAGCUGGAGAGUUUCCAUUUCUUGGUCUGGCCAUAGCUGGUACUGUAUCCCCGUCGCUGGAAUAAUAAGGGUGAAUUUCUUUUAUAUAUCAGAGCAAAAUAUUAAAGUCUGUCAUUUCAUUGAAACUGAAAAACAAAAAGUUGUUCUAAUAGGUAUAUAUAUAAAGAAUUUUGAAAUUUGCUUUUAUCCGUGGUUUGUUUUAAAGAUGUGAUUGUAAUUGUGCAACACAGUUGCUUCAGUGGACUACAUAAUUUUUCUUGAGAAAAAAAAGAAUAAACAUGUUGUGUUUGGCUGCUAAGCAUUA